Molecule: messenger RNA, 3300 nt
Organism: Coregonus sp. 'balchen'
Lineage: Eukaryota; Metazoa; Chordata; Actinopteri; Salmoniformes; Salmonidae
Source: the annotation of a GenBank genome assembly
GUAAAUGUUUCCAUUAGGAAAAUUGCCAACUUGUUGAAGCCUGACAAAGACAUCAGUCAUGAUGGUGACCACAUAGUCAUCAAGACCCUCAGUACCUUUAAGAACUACAACAUGGAUUUCCAUGUUGGCAAGGAGUUUGAGGAGGAUCUGUCAGGGGUGGACGACAGAAAAUGCAUGGUGAGUUGACAAAAACAUUUCCAUCACACAUUCAGUUGUUUUUUAAAGGCUAUCAAAACGUAUUUCUGGAGACUAGAGUCAUGGAACAAGGGUUCAUUUUGAUGUUUGAUUUUGAUCAGUCAUAUUCCUUCUAGUUUGAGAUCCCAAAUGGCAGUCCUUAUGUGUGUUUAUCAAUAAUUGAUUGGGGUACCACUGCGACCACAAGGGGCCUUGAGUUAAGACUAAGGGGGAAGCAGUAGAUUGCUGCUUUAGAGGGAAUCGGCUGAGUAAAGCUGGAGAAGACACUGCGGUCCUUGAGAACACAUUGGCUUUUCACACUACUGAGCCAAACAGAGCAGAACCAAACCAAGCUGGCUUGGUUAGGCAUACACCAUAGUUGCUGGAACUGCUGAAAAGGACAAUGUGAAAACAAAAUAUCCAAGCUAUCACAGUACAGUUUGGGUCUGCCCUAUAGUGUGAAUCAGGCAAUAGAGGACAAGGUGAGAAGGUUAGUCAGGAGCUCUGAGAAACUUGUAUGAUAAAAAAUGUAUUCUGAUUAGAUUUUUUUCCUGGCACCUGAUUAUGAUCUGCAUAUUUUUCUCCCCAAAAAGAACAGCCCUUGUAAGCCUAUAGACUGAUUACUUUCCAAGCCCAUAAGCCAUUACCUUGUGCGCUGCUGCGAGUACCACCAGGGGAUGAAAUGACGUUCAAUAGUCUGUUAUUGGCCACUUGGCCAAAUAUAUAAUGUUGUAACUUACCAUUUGUGAGACUUUGCUAUGCCUAUAACUUUACUAUACCUUUAUGAUUAUUUAUACAGUUGAAUCCUAACUUGUUUGUUUCAUGAAAGAGCUGGUGUGUAUAAUAUAUGGUCAUUAUUGUAUAUAUACUGUAUAGUCAUAAUGACAUUAAGGAAAACUUGACCCCAAAACUAUCUUUUGGUAUUUGUUUCAUUAGUCCAUUGUUGAGAUAGUCCCAAAAUGUUUUGCUUGUCAGCAAUCAAGUUUUCAAGAUAUGUAACUUUCAAAAUACAGAAAUCAUCUACAAAUGCAUAAUACGGGGAUGAAUUCUGUAUUUUGAAAGUUACAUACAGUUGAAGUCGGAAGUUUACAUACACCUUAGCCAAAUACAUUUAAACUCAGUUUUUCACAAUUCCUGACAUUUAAUCCUAGUAAAAAUGCCCUGUUUUAGGUCAGUAAGGAUCACCACUUUAUUUUAAGAAUGUGAAAUGUCAGAAUAAUAGUAGAGAGAAUGAUUUAUUUCAGCUUUUAUUUCUUUCAUCACAUUCCCAGUGGGUCAGAAGUUUACAUACACUCAAUUAGUAUUUGGUAGCAUUGCCUUUAAAUUGUUUAACUUGGGUCAAACGUUUUGGGUAGGCUUCCACAAGCUUCCCACAAUAAGUUGGGUGAAUUUUGGCCCAUUCCUUCUGACAGAGCUGUUGUAACUGAGUCAGGUUUUUAGGCCUCCUUUCUCGCACACACUUUUUCAGUUCUGCCCACACAUUUUCUAUAGGAUUGAGGUCAAGGUUUGUGAUGGCCACUCCAAUACCUUGACUUUGUUGUCCUUAAGCCAUUUUGCCACGACUUUGGAAGUAUGCUUGGGGUCAUUGUCCAUUUGGAAGACCCAUUUGCGACCAAGCUUUAACUUCCUGACUGAUGUCUUGAGAUGUUGCUUCAAUAUAUCCACAUCAUUUUCCUUCCUCAUGAUGCCAUCUAUUUUGUGAAGUGCACCAGUCUUUCCUGCAGCAAGGCACCCCCACAGCAUGAUGCUGCCACCCCCGUGCUUCACGGUUGGGAUGGCGUUCUUCGGCUUGCAAGCAGCCCCCUUUUCCUCCAAACAUAACAAUGGUCAUUAUGGCCAAACAGUUCUAUUUUUGACCAGAGGACAUUUCUCCAAAAAGUACGAUAUUUGUCCCCAUGUGCAGUUGCAAACCGUAGUCUGGCUUUUUUAUGGCAGUUUUGUAGCAGUGGCUUCUUCCUUGCUGAGCGGCCUUUCAGGUUAUGUCGAUAUAGGACUCGUUUUACUGUGGAUAUAGAUACUUUUGUACCUGUUUCCUCCAGCAUCUUCACAAGGUCCUUUGCUGUUGUUCUGGGAUUGAUUUGCACUUUUCGCACCAAAGUACGUUCAUCUCUAGGAAACAGAACGCGUCUCCUUCCUGAGCAGUAUGACGGCUGCUUGGUCCCAUGGUGUUUAUACUUGCAUACUAUUGUUUGUACAGAUGAACGUGGUACCUUCAGGCGUUUGACAAUUGCUCCCAAGGAUGAACCAGACUUGUGGAGGUCUACAAUUCUUUCUGAGGUCUUGGCUGAUUUCUUUUGAUUUUCCCAUGAGGUCAAGCAAAGAGGCACUGAGUUUGAAAGUAUGCCUUGAAAUACAUCCACAGGUACACCUCCAAUGGACUCAAAUGAUGUCAAUUAUCAGAAGCUUCUAAAGCCAUGACAUCAUUCUCUGGAAUUUUGCAAGCUGUUUAAAGGCACAGUCAACUUAGUGUACGUAAACUUCUGACCCACUGGAAUUGUGAUACAGUGAAUUAUAAGUGAAAUAAUCUGUCUGUAAACAAUUGUUGGAAAAAUUACUUGUGUCAUGCACAAAGUAGAUGUCCUAACCGACCUGCCAAAACUAUAGUUUGUUAACAAGAAAUUUGUGGAGUGGUUGAAAAACAUGUUUUAAUAACUCCAACCUAAGUGUAUGUAAACUUCCGACUUCAACUGUACAGUAUCUUGAAAACUUGAUUGCUGACAAGCAAAACAUUUUGGGACUAUGUCAACAAUGGACUAAUGAAACAAAUACCAAAAGAUAGUUUUUGGGUCGUGUUUUCCUUUAACGCUAGGAGAAGGCUCCUUUGUUGGUAUGAAUAUGAACUGGCUUGAUGUGGUGUGCUGAUGGGUAGAGUAGUUCAUCUCAAAAUGGAUUACUCUCUGUAGAGUAGCUGGUGACUUCAUCAACAUGGGAGGAAGAUCUCAUUCAAGUCCUCUACCGUGUGUGUGUAGGUCAUGCUCCCAAUUGCUAAUUGACAGUAGAAUGCAUAAUGUAGUCUUUCCUCUCUUCCUGUAGACCACUAUCUCAUGGGAGGGGGACAAUCUGGUGUGUGUGCAGAAAGGAGAGAAAGAAGGCAAAGCCUGGACCCAUUGGGUGGAGGGAGGGAGA